Eupeodes corollae is the source of this 736-nucleotide messenger RNA. RefSeq lists its product as uncharacterized. The record is from RefSeq and is a predicted model, not a curated record. NCBI's taxonomy places the organism in Eukaryota, Metazoa, Arthropoda, Insecta, Diptera, Syrphidae. The transcript has 2 exons. Gene Ontology annotation, biological process: spermatogenesis. Bases 110 to 607 code for a protein of 165 amino acids.
AAAACUAAACGUCAAACUUUUUUUUUAAUUGUUUAUCAAAAUUGAAAACACAGUAAAAUUAUUAAAGUUAUUUCGUGUUUUGUUAAUUUCUGAAUAAACUCCUCAAAAAAUGGGUUCGCCUGAAUUACCUGGCGAAUCUAACGAAGAAGAUCUCCGUCCAAGUCCAAUGCACAUCAUUAACCAAGGUGGCAAUAACAGCGACGAUAGCGAUGGCGAAGAUGGCAACGAAUACGAUGGAUACCAACCACUUCCCAUCACAGACCAAGGCGAUGACUCAAUGGAAAUUGAUAACAAUCUGUCGGAACCAUUGACCACCACCACCACUAAUGGAGAUCCAAAUUUUCCCAAUGUCGAGAGCAUCGAUGCCGAAGUGGAACGAGAAGUAUGGAGCCAGCCACGUCCCCAGGAAUUAGAUCUCGAAUUGGAUAGUUCCAGGACAGAACAGAUAAUGUCUGCAAUGGCUGGCAUAACCCUUCCUAAUGUGGCAAUCCCAGAUUGGGCCCAAGGAGUGCCCGAGGAACGAUGGAAGGAGGACCUAUUGGAAAGAAUAAGACAGCGCAAAGAUAUCUCACCAAAUUCAAACACAACAUCUCGCAGAACAUCAUAAGUAGUUUAUUAUUCACAAUUAUGUGUCCACAUCUCACAGAAGCCAACUGUUCCGAAAUAACAAAGUGUUAAUAAGUCCCAUAAGUGUUACAAUUAAAUAAAGAUUAAAAAAACAAAAUUUGUUCUCAUA